Molecule: messenger RNA, 1243 nt
Organism: Nerophis lumbriciformis (worm pipefish)
Lineage: Eukaryota; Metazoa; Chordata; Actinopteri; Syngnathiformes; Syngnathidae
Gene: cldn10e
Product: claudin 10e
Cellular component (GO): membrane; bicellular tight junction
Molecular function (GO): structural molecule activity
Source: RefSeq, a predicted model, not a curated record
GCUUAGAGCAGCACUCUGGGCCCAGAUUCAAACUGACAACUGUUGUGACCAUGGGAACCUGAGGGGCCCUCCACUCCCACAACAACUCUGCUUCUGACUACUGAACCGAGCACUUGCUGGGACUUGGGUUCCAAAUCAACAUACGGUAGAGAAAACCUUUCUAGAGCGCUAAGGAACCUGCUUUUGGAGAUGCGGAUCCGAGUGGUCCAGAUCUGGGGCUUCCUGAUGACCGUGAUGGGUUGGAUCUUCGUGGCUUGCACCAUGGCCAUGGAAGGCUGGAAGAUCACCUCAGUCGGCGGGAUGGGGGGCUCCUCCAUCCUGAAGGUGGCCUGGUACUGGUCCAGUCUGUGGAGAGCUUGUUUCACAGAUUCCACGGCUGUCAGCAACUGCUACGACUACCCCGUGCUCUGGUCUGUAGAGGGCCACAUCCAGAUCGUGCGAGGCCUGCUGAUGGCCGCGCUCUCCCUGGGGAUGCUGGGCUUCGUGCUCAGCUUGCUGGGCAUGGAGUGCACCUUCAUCGGGGGCAAAGACCCCUCCAAAUAUAAGAAGAUCUACACCGGCGGUUGGUUCCACAUAAUCAGCGGUUUACUGUCCACCAGUGGAUAUGUUGUCUAUGCCCAAUAUGUCUCAGGAGAAUAUUUCAACCCCAACUUCGAUGGACUGAAGUACGACCUGGGCACCCCGCUGUUCCUGGGCUGGGUGGGCUCCUCCUUUCAGGUGGCGGGCGGAGUCUUCUAUCUGUGGUCCGCUUGUAAGCCGCUCUGUGGACAAGAACAAACGGUGAUCAUCCGGCCGGUCCCAGACCCGGAACAGGACCCCAAGACCAAGUCCACCACGGAGCUCUCCUCGGUGUCAGGAAUCACCUCCAAGACCAAAGUGUCCUCUGUGUCUGAGCUGUCGUCAGAACGCUCGGACGUGUCCGUCAUCUCCUCUGCAUCCACAUCCGGAGGCUCGGUCGAGUCCGGGAGCAGACCGCUCACCUCUUCCGCCGGGUCGGCCUCCGAGUCGGCCGUCUCGUCCGGGUCCAGCGUAUCGACGAGGUCGGGGUCGAGCGGCGGCAGUCGUGUGACGUCGUUGUCUGGCAGCUCCGGGACUGGGAGAGCAUCCUUUCUGAAAAACUCCUACAUCUGAGGGGACCAGACUCGUACGGAUGACACUCAGCAUCGGAACUGAAAAACAUGGAUCAAAAUAUACACACUCGUCAUUUUGAACACUUUGAGAACUUGACGUCUCGAGCUAAAAA